AUGACGGAGGAAAGAGAUAAACCUGAUAUUAAUAAUGAAACAGUAAUUAUUAACAAAGAGUUAAGUAGAAAGAAGAGAUAUAGGAAAGAUAAACCGUGGGAUAAUGAUACUAUUGAUCAUUGGAAGGUUCCAAGAUUAUGUCCUGAAGAUAAUCCACAUGGAUUACUAGAAGAAAGUAGUUUUGCUGUUUUGUUUCCUAAAUAUCGUGAAAAGUACCUGCGAGAUAUUUGGCCAGAUGUUAAGAAUGCACUUAAGGAAUACCAAAUUAAGUGCGAAUUAGAUUUAGUAGAGGGGUCAAUGACAGUCAGAACUACAGGGAAAACCUGGGAUCCAUUUAUUAUUAUAAGAGCAAGAGAUUUGAUAAGAUUAUUAGCCAGAAGUGUUCCAUUUCAUCAGGCAGUAAGAAUAUUGGGAUAUGGAGAAGAUGAUAAUAAUUUGGGAUGUGAUAUUAUUAAAAUAGGUCACAGAAAUAAAGAGAAGUUUAUUAAGAGGCGUCAAAGAUUGGUUGGACCUAAUGGAUCAACACUUAAAGCAAUUGAAUUAUUAACUAACUGUUAUAUUUUGGUACAGGGUCAAACAGUAAGUGUUAUUGGGCCAUAUAAAGGUUUGAAACAAGUUUAUCGUAUAGUUGAAGAUUGUAUGAAUAAUAUACAUCCAAUAUAUCAUAUAAAGGAAUUAAUGAUAAAACGAGAAUUAGAGAAAGAUGAGAAAUUGAGGAAUGAAAAUUGGGACAGAUUUAUACCUAAGUUUAAAAACAAAUGUAUCAAGAGAAAAGAAAAGAAGAGAAUAAAGAAAGAGAAAUCACUUUUCCCACCAGAGCAGCUACCAAGAAAGGAGGAUAUAUUAAUAGAGUCUGGUGAAUAUUUUGCUAAUGAAAUGGAGAGAAAGAGUAUUAAGAUGAAUGAAAGAAUUAGUAGACAAAAGGAGAAAAGAGAACAGAAGAAAAAAGAAAGAGAGAAGUUAUUUAUUCCACAAGAUAAUAGCAAGAAAAAUUUAGAUGAAUAUAAAGAAGAUAUAAAAAGUGUGGUAGAUAGAAUAACAAAGAAAGACAUCGAUAAAAAAAAAAAAGUGAAAUUAGAUUUAAGUUCUGCAGAGAAUUAUAUAAUUUAG
Messenger RNA from Cryptosporidium muris RN66, 1110 nucleotides. RefSeq names its product KH domain-containing protein. Lineage: Eukaryota; Apicomplexa; Conoidasida; Eucoccidiorida; Cryptosporidiidae. Bases 1 to 1110 code for a protein of 369 amino acids. The transcript has a single exon. Gene Ontology annotation, cellular component: small-subunit processome; nucleolus. The record is from RefSeq and is a predicted model, not a curated record. Gene Ontology annotation, molecular function: RNA binding.